This is a messenger RNA of Lycium barbarum (goji berry), 2091 nucleotides long. RefSeq lists its product as uncharacterized. The transcript is spliced from 9 exons. Bases 1 to 2091 code for a protein of 696 amino acids. The record is from RefSeq and is a predicted model, not a curated record. Lineage: Eukaryota; Viridiplantae; Streptophyta; Magnoliopsida; Solanales; Solanaceae.
AUGGAACCAUUUCAGCAUGUUAGACACAUUCAAAGAUUUAGAAGGAGAUUGGGCAUGAGGUAUGCACAUCAUAACUGCAAUGGUAAAAUUUGGUUCUUUAUAAAUGAUAAUAUAGAUGUAGAGGUGAUUCAGGAUACAGAUCAACAGAUUACAGUUAAGAUAAAUUUUCAGGAGGAUAGUAAGAUUCUUUUGACUACUAUGAUUUAUGCAAAGUGUGAAGCAUUGGAAAGAAUUUGUAUUUGGGAUAACUUGUAUAACCUGGCUGAUCAAAUGGAAGUGCCCUGGCUUGUGCGAGGGGAUAUCAAUGUCAUUAUUCAUGAAGAUGAAAAAAUAGGGGGUCUGCCAGUUUAUCCAGACGAGUAUGAAGAUUUUGCAUACUAUGUGAAUUCAAGUGAACUAUUUGAAGUUUCUUUUAAAGGGAGCUUAUUCACAUGGUGGAAUGGUAGAGCUGGUAGGGAUUGUAUUUUUAAAAGGUUGGACAGAAUGCUCACUAAUUCAAAACUACAGGAUUGGUUUGGUUACAUGGAAGUUGAACUUUUAUCUAGAACUGAAUGGAGUAAAGCUACUUUUAGGGAUAUCUUCAAGGAACUGGUAGUAAGGGAAGAUAUUGUGAGAGUUAAAGAACAGCUUGUUGAAGAUGAUCCUUCUCCCGCAAACAGGAUGGGGGAUAGGAAUACAAGGUUUUUCCACAAUAUGGUAAAUGGUAGGAGGAAGAGAUUAUUUUCCAUUGCUUCAACAUGUUCCAAAUAUGGUUACUCAGGAGAAAAGCAGAUACUUACCACCAUGCCAACUCUAGAAGAUGUUAAGAAUGUAGUUUUUGAUCUAUCAGGAGAUAGCUCAGGUGGUCCAGAUGGCAUGAUAGAAGCAUUUUAUCAAGUAUUCUUAGAGAUUAUGGGGGUUGAUGUGUAUAAUGUAGUGAAAGUCUUCUUUGAAGGACAGACUUUGCCAAAGUCCAUAACUCAUACAAAUCUGGUUCUGAUCCCAAAGAAGAAUAAUGUUGAGACCUUUGCAGAUAUGAAGGCCAUAAGUCUCAGUAAUUUUAUUAACAAAUCUGGUUUUGUAAAGGGAAGAUGUAUCAUUGAGAAUGUACUGUUAACUCAGGAGGUGGUAUCAGAUAUAAGACUUAGGGGAAAACCAGCUAAUGUGGCUUCUGGAUUUUUCCACUCAACAACAGGUGUUAAGCAAGGAGAUCCACUCUCUUCUGCUUUGUUUAUUUUGUCUGCAGAAGUGUUGUCUAGAGCAUUGGACUCUUUAUUUGAGGACAAUGGCUUUAGAAGCUAUGGAAUGCCUAAAUGGAGUGCUAAUUUGAAUCAUUUUGCUUAUGAAGAUGAUACUAUUAUAUUCUCAUCUGCAGAUGAUACUUCAUUACAGGUGAUCAUGGGAAUAUUACAGGAGUAUGAGCAGAUGUCAGGGCAGCUUAUCAACAAAGGAAAAAGUUCCUUCUACAUGCAUAAUAAAGUUGCAAAUGUGAUGGUGCAGCAGGUGGAGGCUAUUACUGGUUUUAUUAGGGGAUAUUUCCCUUUCACAUACUUAGGUUGCCCAAUCACACAUGCAAUAAAGAGAAAGGCUGAUUAUAGUGACUUGAUGAAAAAAGUGAAGGACAAACUCGCAGCUUGGAAAGGAAGACUUUUAUCGUUUGGAGGAAAAGUUGUUUUGAUCAACAGUGUUUUACUGAGUAUGCCAAUUCACACAAAACUUGGAGCUUUAUACUACUUAGUUCCUGAUGAUUUUGUUGUGGAUGAAAUAGUACAAGAUGUGAAGGAAUUGAGAAAUCCGGAUGGGUGGAACAUGAGUAAACUACAACAGUUUUUUCCUACUGAUAUUAUUGAUCAUAUACUUGAAGAAUUAGACUUUCAUGAAUCUAUAGAAGAAUGGGACAAACCAAGGUGGAUGAUGACAUCAUCUGGUAAAUUUACAGUUGGAAGUGCAUGGGAGGGGGCUCUUAAGAAGGAAACUUGGGAAGUCUUGAGAUAUGUUAAAGUUAUUGUAGGAAUCACAACAACUUUGCUUCAGGUGAAACAAGUGAUACAGAGCCAUACCAGUGAUCACAAUGUGGAAAAUAUGGAAGUGGAGAAACACUGUGGUGCAUAG